AUGGGUCGUAGAAGAAUCGAAAUCAAGAAGAUAGCAAAGGAAAGCGCCAGGAGGACGACCUUUAAGAAGAGGAAAGAAGGCCUUUUCAAGAAGGCGUAUGAGCUGUCCGUUCUCACAGGCUGUAGGGUAUCUCUGUCCAUCGUCGAAAGCGAGAAAGGCACGGAAUUCGUUUUCGAUCCGGCAGAGCCACAGCCGUCCAAGGACACAAUAACAGUCGCCAAAUCCAUAAAUGAGAGCCAAGAGCCUAUUUUGCCGGUGGAAGAAGUGAUUUCGACAGCUUUGACACCACCGGAAGCAAGCUCAACAAUUACGGUGAUCGAGCCCAGCAAGAGCAUUAAAACUGGCACGCCUGACGCACAAUCAUUCGAUACGUUACCGUGGAGUUUCGACAGCAGUAUGGACUUAAUGCCUUUCACAGACUGCACGGGUAUAUCAGAGUGGGAACAAAUGUGGAUGAAAGAUUGUCUCGAUUUUGCUAGUCCCCCACAAAGCAUGCUCGCACCGCAGUCAGCAUUUACAUCACCAUGCUUCACUGACCCUUGUGGUCUUUCGCUGUACUCACCCUUGCCCUACUUAACACAUGAUUUUGGUUGGCUUACAGGAAAUCCAAUUCAAAUGCCAUCCUUUUUGUGA
This is a messenger RNA of Fusarium proliferatum ET1, 633 nucleotides long. RefSeq lists its product as uncharacterized. The record is from RefSeq and is a predicted model, not a curated record. Lineage: Eukaryota; Fungi; Ascomycota; Sordariomycetes; Hypocreales; Nectriaceae. The transcript has a single exon. The coding region runs from base 1 to 633 and encodes 210 amino acids. Gene Ontology annotation, molecular function: RNA polymerase II cis-regulatory region sequence-specific DNA binding; protein dimerization activity; DNA-binding transcription factor activity, RNA polymerase II-specific. Gene Ontology annotation, biological process: regulation of transcription by RNA polymerase II.